AUAACAGGUAAAAGCCAAUCAAUUCAUUGUAAAUAGUCACGUGAUAUGUCGAAGAGUAACGAGCCCGCUUGAAGAUGGCCAGAAUAAAACUUAAAUUGUUAAUUAUUGGAUUAUUAUGUAUUGAAUUUACUACAUCACAAUGGGCAGAGGAAUGUCGUAAUCCACAACCAAUUGGGCUCAUGGCCCAUGCCCGUGAUGAUGGUGAACCUACCAGAGUUCCAGACAGUAGGAUAUGGGUGUCAUCUCAGGGUCACGAGGCCAGAGGGGGUUCACAAGGACGUCUUUAUGGCGAUAGUGCUUGGCAAGCUGGUAGAAAUGAUUUUGACCAGUGGAUUGCAGUAGAUCUGGGUUCGGUGCAGACAGUAGCAGCUGUCUCUACUCAGGGUAUGAGGGGGUCAGACCAGUGGGUCACGCAGUAUUACAUCCUAUUUAGUGAUGAUAGGAACACUUGGAAAUAUUUCACAGAUGACUUUGGUGAACCUAAGAUGUUCCUUGGUAAUUGGGAUGAUAACAGCGUGCGCAGGAACACAUUGCCUUAUGACAUCAUUGCACGAUAUAUCCGCAUAAACCCUCAGCGAUGGCAUUCUUUCAUUUCAUUAAGAUUGGAAAUAUAUGCAUGUCCAUUUGUAAGUGACGAUGCACAAUUUGAUGGCAAGAGUCGUAUCAGUUAUGAUGUCAGUGGUUCAAACCAAUAUAUGCAAUCUGAGCGCACAACAUUCAAAGGACGUUUUAGAACAAAUUCUCCCAAUGGAUUAUUAUUUUACGCAGAUGGUAACCAAGGAGAUUAUUUUGUAGUGGAACUGUAUAGAGGUGCUCUCAAUUUACAAAUUGAUUUAGGCUCCACCGCUACAAGUCCAGGGGAGACACUAAUCAGAGCUGGCAGCUUAUUGGAUGACAACCAGUGGCAUGACGUAGAGAUAAGUCGUGUUGGCAAGGAAAUCAGUUUCACCAUAGAUCGUCAAAAUAUCGUGAAUAGAACUAGGGGAGACUUUUAUCAGCUUGAUGUUGACAAACAACUUCACAUUGGUGGAAUUCCAAGUUUUAUGGCAGCAGGAAAACGGGUGAUGGUUCGAAACAACUUCACAGGUUGUGUGGAGAAUGUAUUUUUCAAUGGCAUUAACUUGGUGCGCGAUGCCAGAAAUCAAGUGGAUAGAUUUAGUGUUGUGGGAGGAGUUACAUUUGAUUGCCAGAGUGUUUCUAUCACACCAAUGACAUUUCCUACAACAGACAGCUACCUUAAGUUGUCUUUCGCACCAACAGCCAAGUUAACAGCUGCCUUCCAGUUCAGAAGCUAUAAUAAAGGAGGUCUGCUAUUCAUGAAUGCACUAAACCCAGGUGGUUAUGUGAUACUGAAGCUCAAUGUGGAUGGCUAUCUUGAGUAUCAUGUGUCAACAUCUAAUGACCCUUUAGUGAAGGGCUGGAUCAUCAAUGCUGACCUGGAUAGUGAAACGGAAGAAUUCACAGAUGGUCUCUGGCAUCAUGUAGUGAUCAGCAUAGAAGGUGGCUCCACAUCCUUUUUGGGAAAGAUCAACAUCACUGUUGAUGGCAAACCAACAGUGUCCAAUAGAAAAUUGGAAAUCACUACCACAAGCGAUUACUUCAUUGGAGGUGGAGUUGAUGGGGAGAAUGGUUUCCUUGGUUGUAUGAGGAAUUUAGAGGUAGCAAAUAACCUAAUUGACUUCAAUCAGCUUCCAGUAGGCUCUGAGCAAGUAGAGGCCCAGAAUGGUACAUGUGGUAUCAGAGACAGAUGUACACCAACACCAUGUGAGCACUUUGGUGUCUGCUCACAGAACUGGAACACUUUUAUGUGUGAUUGUACUGGCACAGGAUAUGGAGGCGCUGUCUGCCAUAUAUCUGACUUUGCCGUGUCUUGUCUGGAGGUAAAGCUACAGAAUCCAACUCUGCCAAGUAGGAAGUCUCACAUAGAUCUGGAUGGAUCUGGGCCAUUGGAACCUAUGGAGGUUACUUGCGUGUAUACAGAGGACAACACUGAUAUGGUUGAAACCCAUGUUGCUCAUGCUAACAUGGGUGAGACAGAGGUAAAUGGCUUUGCAGAGCCUGGCUCAUACAUUCGACCAAUCAUCUACCAAGCAGGCAAAGAACAAUUUGAUGAACUUAUUGGCAGGGCAUACAACUGUAAACAAUUCCUUAAAUACAGCUGCUUUAACUCAAGGCUUCUCAGUCCUACAGGUAUUAAGAACACACCCUCAUAUGGUUGGUGGAUUGGACGAACAAACCUCAACAUGGACUACUGGGGAGGAGCUGCCCCUGGGUCAGGGAAAUGUGCAUGUGGGCUACAGGAUAAUUGUGAACAGGGCUCUGAGACUUGUAACUGUGAUGCACAACAAGCUAAAUGGACAUCUGAUGAGGGGAAUCUUGAACAUAAGGAACACUUGCCAGUCAUGGAGCUGAGAUUUGGAGAUACUGGAUCUAUCAAUAGUGCCAAUAGAGGGCGACACUUGCUGGAGCAGCUUAUUUGCUAUAAAGAUAGUCUUUUUGAUAAUGUAAUAACAUUCCGUAAGGCUGAUGCAGCUAUCACAUUCCCAACAUACGAGGGUGCUAUAUCUGGGGAUAUCAGGUUCCAGUUCAAGACCACACAAGAAAAUGGCAUCUUCUUACAAAAUACUGGUGGAGAGGAUUUCAUUGAAGUCAGAAUCUCAUAUGGAAAUACUGUACAGUUUCGCUUCAACGUUGGUAAUGGUAUUCAAACAUUGGAGAAGACAACUUCGUACCCCUUAAGUGAUGAUAUGUGGCACACAGUCCAUGUGGAACGUAAUCGUAAACAAGCCAUGUUGAAGGUAGACACACAAGCACCAGUGACCAGGGAUGAACCUACAAACAUAGGCUUCAGGGUCCUCAAUCUUAACAGUGAUAUGUUUGUUGGUUCCUCUGUAGAUUACAAGGAUGGAUAUGUUGGUUGUAUGCGUGCAUUGAUGGUUAAUGGCCAGAUCAUGGAUUUGAGAGGGAAGAUCGAACGAGGAGAGACCACAUAUGGGGUGUCUACAGGUUGUGUACCCAAAUGUGCCAGCAGUCCUUGUAUGCACAAUGGAAUCUGCAAGGAGGGGUACUCUCACUAUACAUGUGACUGUGCCUAUACUCCGUUCAGAGGCUGGGUGUGUGGAAGAGAGGUUGGAGUGAACAUGCAACCUGGAUACAUGAUCAGAUAUGAGUUUGACUCCUCAACUGGAACUAUAUCAACUGAUGAGGAAACCAUUAUUAUUGGAUUUUCAACCCAGGUGAAACAGGGUAUCCUUAUGCAGAUCAGGAACGAUCCAAAUCUUCAGAUUCCAGAAUACAUUUCUAUUGAGUUGAAUAACAAUGGUGGAGUGAAGGUAGCACUCGAUGUUGGAUUUGGUCGUGAUGAGUUCAGUACACAGAAUCAGAACGUAGAUUAUGCAAAUGGCCAACAGCAUGUGGUCACUGUCACAAGAUCAAACCUUGGACGCAAGGUGACCAUCAAAGUUGACAAUUAUGAGGAAACCACUAAAGAAUGGCCAGAUCUUCCCGAUGAUGCAGACACCAAGCUUGAUGAUCCCAAAUACAUCUAUUUGGGCAGAAAUGAGACAACCCCAACUGGAGAAGGCUUCAAAGGAUGUCUGUACCGUUCACAGUUUGACAAUAUCUUCCCCCUUAAACGUACUUUCCAGGACCCCAGACCACCAAACAUAUACACAGUGCCAGAUGAGAGUAUCAGAGAGGACAUGUGUGGCUUUGAAGAGAUCACAUGGCCACCAGAACCAGAAGAGACUCGACCUACUCCAAUGCCAGACUUAAACUCAACAUUAACAGCCUUCCCUCCAGAUCUAAUUUGGACAACAGAGAGACAGGUUGCCAUUGGAGUGGUGCUAGCCAUAGUCUUCUUAAUUAUCGUCCUUAUUGCAUUCUUGCUGUGGCGGUACUGGUCUAGAGACACUGGUUAUCUCACCAAGGAGGAUGAGGGUGCUGAGAUGGCAGAAACUGCAGAUAUCGCAAUUGUACAUGGAAGGACGGGCCAACCUGAGGUCCAGAAGAAAAAAGAAUGGUUCAUUUAGAGUAUUAUUUAGCAGGAAUCUUAGCCCCAGUUUUCCCAUUUCAUUGUAUUAUAUCUGACAUUCCUUUGAACAUUAAGUGGACUUUAUUAGUGAUAGGGGAAAAUAUGUGUAGAUAUUGUACCAUAUUUAAAUAAAUUAAAUGUACAGUGAUAUGAGAAUAUAGUUGAAGCUCAGAACAUUCCUCAAUCAUCACCUGAUUAUGAUGACAAUUGUAUAUAAUCAGCUAUAUUUUGCAAUAUGAUGUGUUGAUUUAGGCAACGCUGCACAUGUAUGGCAGUAUAGGAAGAUACAUGUAUAUUUAACCUGGUUUCAAGAACUUUGAGAAAUCAAGAAUUUUGAUAUGGAGCCAUUUUCACAUUCCAGAGAAAAUGUAUUUAGAAUAUAUAUAAUGAUGUACAUUUUUGAUUCAGCAUUUUUAUAUCUUUUAUCUUAGGCAUUCUGGACCAAUGUAGGCCAGCCAUGGUCUUUUGCUUUUAAAAAUGUAGGUAACAUUUUUAACCAGAAAUAAUCCUCUUUAAAAUGGGUGCAUUUAACAUACAUGUACAUAUCUAUAUUCACUCAAAUGAAUGUUUUUACUUAACAAUUUAUUUUAAUACUUG
Molecule: messenger RNA, 4630 nt
Organism: Owenia fusiformis
Lineage: Eukaryota; Metazoa; Annelida; Polychaeta; Sabellida; Oweniidae
Source: the annotation of a GenBank genome assembly